Molecule: messenger RNA, 2485 nt
Organism: Daucus carota subsp. sativus
Lineage: Eukaryota; Viridiplantae; Streptophyta; Magnoliopsida; Apiales; Apiaceae
Product: phospholipid:diacylglycerol acyltransferase 1
Exons: 6
Coding region: 135-2174 (679 amino acids)
Biological process (GO): lipid metabolic process
Cellular component (GO): cytoplasm
Source: RefSeq, a predicted model, not a curated record
ACAUCGAGACAAACCCUAAUUCUUUGAACACAUUCUGGUACAGGAACUGGAACACUGACACUUCAACUGCCCAAGUCGAUUUGCGAGUCUCCGUAUCCCCUAAUUGCGUAUACAUAGACUAGUCUAUACUCAACAUGCCCGGAGCGAGGCGUAGAAAGGGUGGUUCCGAUACAAAGAAACCACAAUCCGGAGAAGCAUCAUCCUCGUCGUCGGCAUCACCAUCAUUUAAUAAACCAGAUAAACCCCCAGCCCCCCCGCUUCCUGAUAAAAAUUAUAAUAUACAAAAACGAAAUGAAAAUGUCGUCAAAAAGUGGUCUUGUAUCGAUAGCUGUUGUUGGUUUGUAGGCUUCAUUUGUUGUUUUUGGUGGUUCUUGUUGUUUUUAUACAAUGCAAUGCCUGCUUCUAUCCCUCAGUAUGUCACGGAAGCGAUCACGGGUCCUUUAGCCGACCCCCCUGGCUUGAAAUUGCAUAAACAGGGGUUUGUAGCCAAGCAUCCUGUUGUUUUCGUUCCCGGGAUUGUUACCGGUGGCCUUGAAUUGUGGGAAGGCCAUCAAUGUGCUGAUGAUUUGUUUAGGAUGAGGCUUUGGGGUGGUACUUUUGGCGAUGUUUAUAAAAGACCUUUAUGUUGGCUUGAGCACAUGUCACUGGAUAAUGAAACUGGCUUGGAUCCUCCUGGUAUUAGAAUUAGACCUGUAUCUGGACUUGUAGCUGCUGAUUACUUUGCAGCAGGUUAUUUUGUAUGGGCGGUUUUAAUUGCUAAUCUGGCUCGCAUUGGAUAUGAAGAAAAGAAUAUGUACAUGGCAGCAUAUGAUUGGAGGCUGUCCUUCCAGAACAGUGAGGUACGUGACCAGACCUUAAGUAGGAUAAAAAGUAAUAUUGAACUCAUGGUAGCUACAAAUGGUGGGAAUAAGGUUGUCGUAAUUCCACAUUCUAUGGGUGUACUGUACUUUCUGCAUUUUAUGAAAUGGGUUGAAGCACCUGCUCCAGUUGGUGGUGGAGGUGGAUCAAACUGGUGUGCCAAUCAUAUAAAGGCGAUCAUGAAUAUAGGUGGACCUUUUUUGGGAGUACCAAAGGCAGUCACUGGAUUAUUCUCUUCAGAGGCCAGGGAUAUAGCUUUUGCCAGGGCACUUGCACCAGGUCGUGUGGAUUUUCAGACUCUACAACAUAUAAUGAGGAUGACUCGAACAUGGGACUCAACAAUGUCUAUGUUACCCAAAGGAGGGGACACCAUCUGGGGAGAUCUUGAUUGGUCACCUGAGGAAGACUACAAAUGUAGUGUUCAAAAGUUGAUGAAUAAUGAUAGUGAGAUAGUAGGUCAAACUGGGGAAGAGAGUUCAGAAAAUGCAAACUGUGUCAAAUAUGGCAGAAUGAUAUCAUUUGGAAAGGAUUUGGCUCAAGAAUCCUCAUCAAAAAUUCAGAGAAUGGAAUUCAGGGAUGCCCAUAAAGGCAAUAACCUUGCAAACACAUGCCGUGAUGUAUGGACUGAGUACUGUGAUAUGGGCAUCGGGGGUGUUAAAGCUGUCGCCGAUUAUAAAGUUUAUACAGCUGAUUCAAUUUUGGAUAUGCUGCAUUAUGUUGCGCCAAAGAUGAUGAAGCGUGGCGGGUCUCACUUUUCAUACGGAAUUGCAGACAAUUUGGACGACAAAAAAUAUGAACACUACAAAUAUUGGUCCAAUCCCCUGGAGACAAAGUUGCCAAAUGCUCCAGAGGUGGAAAUUUUUUCUAUGUAUGGAGUUGGAAUUCCGACUGAAAGAGCAUAUGUAUACAAACUUAGCUCUGCUGCCGAGUGCUACAUUCCUUUUCAGAUUGAUAGCUCUGCAGAGGGUGAAAACGAAGAAAGUUGUUUACAUGGUGGAGUUUAUUCAGUUGAUGGAGAUGAAACCAUUCCAGUGUUGAGUGCAGGUUACAUGUGUGCUAAAGGUUGGCGAGGAAAAACUCGGUUCAAUCCUUCAGGCAUCCGUACUUACAUAAGAGAGUAUGUGCAUGCCCCUCCUGCCAAUCUGCUGGAAGGCAGGGGAACCCAAAGUGGUGCUCAUGUUGAUAUUAUGGGGAAUUUCGCACUGAUAGAAGAUAUUAUACGAGUAGCCGCAGGGGCAAUGGGAGAAGACAUUGGAGGUGAUAAAGUUCAUUCUGAUAUCUUCAAAUGGUCUGAAAAAAUCAAUUUAGAUCUAUAGAGAUAUAAAUUUCUGUCACGAGAAAUUUAGAGUAGCCGUUGGUGGUUUCUGCUAACAUGAUAUGCAGAGAGAUUGCUGAAGAAAACAAGCAAAUGGUGAAAGCGAUUAUACUUUCCCUUGUGGGCUGCAGUUGGGUUGCUCAUUUCAAAUUUACUUAGAUAUCAUCUAUCUAUCAUUGGUAGUUGGCACCAUGAUUUUUUUCAAAAUUUUCCCCUUGAUAUACUAUCAUUAGGAUGGUGGAUACAUUCUAGUUGAUCGGUGAAUGUAAUUAUGUUGAGCAAUAAUAUAAUCUUCGGCCUUUUUAUUUCUUU